AUUGAAAUCGAGGCUGGACCAAAUCGCAUGAACGUGAUUUAGAACUUGUAGCAGCCAGUUAAUCAUGUUACGUGUUUGAGGCCGAAAUGGUGCGUGUUUGCCCAAGUUGAAGCGAAAGAAUGGACAUUUAAACUAUUAUUGAUGAUGUGUUUAAAUGGAUUGAUAGUUUUUUCAUGUAACGAAUAGACUUGGAGGAGUUCAAAUACGUUUUUACGAGCCCCCAACUCCAGAUAUCAGGAGCAGAAUGGCAGAGCUGCACCAAGAUCAUGCUGGAAGGGUGUUCCUUUUGAUGGGAAAGGAAUAUAGGAUAUCAAGAAGUAUAAGAGCUCAAUGGUUUUUCCAGCACAUAAACUCUGCUGUUCACCCAAAGGGCAACCAGGACUUAAUUUCUUCACAUGAAGAACUGGAGGUGCUAUCUGUUUUGCCAGAAGUCUCAAAUAUCCAUAAUGUACAUUCAUUCAGGCUCGCUCCAUCAACAAGAAUAACUUUUAUCGGAAGGCAGUAUAGAUUUGUGUUCUGUAUAGAUAUAAGCUCUUCACAGUGGAGUGUGAAUGUGGAGAAUGGAAAGAUAAUGCUAGAAGAAGUAUUUGAGAACUUCAUGAACUGCAUUCUUGGAUUAAUUGAACCAUUUUCUGUCCCAGGCAGCAGUUUGGUACUUGAACCAGAAUUGGUCAUUACUGUACUGGCAUACACACCUUUGGCACACAGAACCUGUCAGGUUCUUGUUCAAGGACUGUCUGUAUCACGAACCAAUAUCUAUAGCUUGCUAUAUGAAUUGAAAUGUAAAUUGCAGUCUUUGGAAGACAUAUUAGCAAAGGAACUGUCAAGGAAAUACGACCAGGAGCUGCCUGUUGAAGCAGAUGCAAUUGAUGAUGAAGUUGGGCACGAUACAGAUUCAAGUCUUUUCAACAUGGUCAGAGAUGCCUUACUGGCACUGCAGCUGCUUCCUGAUAACGCAAGUGCAGGUUUAGUCAUCGUCACUGAUGGAGUCUUUAAUCUCAGCGAUGCAUCUGCUGUCGACGCUGUGUUGGCGCAAAUGAGGGCCAGCACCGUUGUAUGUUCUUUUCUGCAAGUUGGCGGUGGAUCGAAAUACGGAUAUGGCUUUAUUCCACACACGUCUCUUAUGCAGUUCAUAGCCACCGCCACCUCCGGCGCCUACAUGUGCGCAUGCCCAAGAGUGAAUUCUGCAGACCCAAAACAACACCCAACCUCAAGCGAAGUACAAGAAGCACAGCCAAUGAACGUAUACCAUGAAGCCCUUCUUUGCUGGAAUUUUCAUACUGAUAUCGACCGUGGCAAAAUCGCAUAUGAUGAUGUAGCCAACAAACUUUGGAUGAGGAAAAUGCCUUUUACUAAAGAUAAAAUCGACUCGAUAUCUCAGCCGAUGCAGAAGAUCAAGCACUCUGAAUGCAAGCAUUCAACUAGGAUAUCCAGUGUUUUGAGCGUUCGCCUUAGAGAAGGGUAUUCGAUCGAAAGUGUCGCCAUUUCUAGAGAUGGCACUCAGCUCGAAGUGAAGCUUACCUUGCCAUGGAAAGAGCACGUCCUCUUAGAAUACAUAGCCAAAGCGGCUUGGCCUAUUGAUCAGUCGAAUCGUUCGACGCAUGUUGACGUAUUUAUCAAAGGCUCGUAUGAUUUCCUUGUGGACAUCACAUCAAAGCAAAAGUUCACCAGUUCUUAUAGGAAAACCGUUGUCUACAAGUUUGAACAAACAAUGAAAAGCCUGCAAGCUACUGACGAACUGCUUGUGAGACUUCAGUCAUUUUCGAUAAACCCUGCCUAUACGACCAUUCCCGACAGUGCCAAAGACGGUGUUCCAUUGUUUCACUUACCGCAGAGUUCCAGGACGCCUGUGCUGUCUUUACAACAAGGCAAGUCAAAGAAGUCUGCAAAGUCGCAGGAGGCACUUUUCGCAGAAUACUGGAAGCCAAUUCUGCAUCUUGAUACCAAGACGUGGCAGAAGUGGUUUCAUUGUCACAGAGUCAGUAUACUUCUUGAAAAUGAUAGGCCAAUAUCGAAGAACUUGUUCAUACCGUCAGUGAGCGAGCGAUACCAUACAGUUCAUUGCAGAACGGCGAUGAAUGCAUUGAACAGAUUUCUGAGGGACUGGAGCUCGUUUGUUCUUCUGGAAAACCAUUCCUACAUCAGGUUUCUUGGAAGCAAGAGUCAGAAAACACCGUACUCGUUCUGUCUUCUUCGGUUGGUUUUCAAAGGUCUUUGCGUGGUAAUAAGAUUGGCGUUUCUCGGUGGCACAGCUGGAACUGAAAGACACAAGAUUGUUUCAGAACUAAAAGAAAGUCUUGAUGCAAUCAAAGCUCCAUUGAAAAAGCCACUUUUUUCGCCAGAGCGAAAACUUUCCCUGGAAUCUCCUUCCAAAUCAAUUGUGCUUACCACCAAAGAGAAGAGAUGUGUGAUUUUUCUUGAGAAGCCUUUAGAAAGGAUACUUGUAAAAUAUGAAAUUAUACCGGAUGACCUGCGGUCUGCUGAGUACAAGGGCCGAGGCCAUGCCAGCGUUUUGGAUGUUACUGAAUCAAGCAGCAGGUUAACACCAGUCAUUGUUCCUGGUGGAAUAGGCCCAGAAAGAAGCAAUCCAAUUCUUGGUGCCUUAUCGCGCUAUACUUAUAACCAAAGAUGGGUUUGGAAGAUGUCAUGCCAGACGAAAGCACUUCCUAUUGGUGCUGUGGCUGCCAUUCUCUAUGCGCUUACAAAGCGACGUCUCCUCGAAGGCUUUCAUUUCUGCAGCAGCAAUCAAAAUGGUAUCAUAACAAUGGUAAAGGAAGUCCCGAUGGAGCUUCCAGCAGUGUCUCCAACCGCCGAUAAAAACGUUUGUGUUCUGCAGUUCGUUCUGUUUCCUCCGCACCGUUGUAUACAGCUCAAAGAAGGGUUUCAAAACGAGUCUGUUGAAAGUGAUGCCUUUAGAGAUGGAAAGGGUGACCUUCAAAUUGCCACCGAGAUAUGGGUAGAACCCCAUUGCGGUGUCGUAGGUAGCGCGGGGCGAGCCUUACAAUACAUUGAUGGAAUGAAGUACAACGAAAUACCAGAACAGAUUUUUUGCCAAGAUCAUCAAACAGUAAAAGAGAUGGUGACAUAUUCGCAUUUGGAGAGCAUGUGCAUUGACAGCCUACUGACAACCAUCCCACCUCCUCCUGAUGCAGAGGUCAAGCCACCUUCGGAAUGGUUUGCUAACUCCACCGUAGUUGACGUGCCCUUCUUGUUUGACAUUGUUCCUCUUUUGGCAAAGUCGAAGCAAGUGUGCUUGCUGUUGCCAUUGCUCAAAAGUGCCGAAAAUGAGAUGGAGUUUUGCGAACAACGUCCAAACGAUACGCUUCUCUCGUUAUUCUUCAGUUCCUUGCUGGAAUCAGUUGACUGUGAGGUACCAUUUACCGAUGCUAAUUGCGCAGCUUUCUCUUCCUUUGUUGCAAAGAGGUGUAUCGAAAAGCAGAGCGUUGGCUACCGGAAAUCACUACAACUAAAUAUUGAGUUCUCAAGCAAGCCUCUUUGGAGGUGCUACGCAGGAGCCUCACGAAGAUCAAUUAUCAUGCUUGUAGUUCCAGCUACUUUGAGCGAUGUUGAAAAGAUAAACCUAAAAGGGAUUUUGGAACCAAUGCUUAGGACCGACAAGGUGGAAGUAAAAGGAAGAGAAGACCAAUUUACAGCUAAUGUAGCAUCAGGCGGUAAAGAGGAGGAAAAAACAGGAAUGAACGAUAAUGACAGACCUGGUGAAGAAGACAGCGUCCGGGAACUGAGGGAAUCUAUGGACGAUGAAGAUGCAAGUGACCCAUGGUUGAGUAAAGCUAGGCCAUAUUUUCCGGUGUUUCUUUACGAAUGUAGAUUUGCUACAAUUUCAGAUGUGAGAUCGAAGCCUGGCGAGGAAGAUAAUAUUUUUGUCGACUAUCGAUCAAAGCUGUCUGAUUCUUCCCAUGAAGAGAAAGACUACCGCCAUUACUCUGGGGACAUUGUUGAUGUUUUGAUUAAAUCGGCGGAAUUAACUGCAUUUUGUAGGUCGCUUUCUGACAGAUACUUCCAAACAUUUGUCAACGGAGUUUUCAAGAAUCUGCAACUUGGUUUUGCUAUUAAUAACAAGGACGUCGAGUCGUCAGUUGAGCUGAUUUGUGAAGAAUCUUGCAUUGAAGUUGAUAUAACCAGUUUCAUACGGAUAAUAUGCAAGCAUUUUAGAAACCAGCAGAUAGAAGAAGAAGUAUUCGAUUGUUUGUCUGAAGGCAAUGUUGUCAUAAGGCGUGGUGGCAAACUCAGUUCAGGGAGCACUAGUAAGACGACGCCCCGUACGCCAGUAAUGACAACACCCAAAUGUGGAAGUGAAAAUGUCCAUAAGUUUGUCCAGGAGUCUUUCUUGGAAAUCCUCCGUACUAAAUUUAGCAAUGUGCCUCAAAAUGCGGAACUGUUUUACUACAAUGCAAGUGAUGAUCAGUCGAAUGGCGGAGACUCGGACAGUGUAUCGGACGCUGAGAGCGAAAUUCAAGAAGGUGAAAUGCAAGAGACGGAGUUGCAAGCGAGCAGUGACGUUUAUGGCUCGUCCGAACAACUGCCCUCCUCUACAAAGGAAGAAGAUGCGAAAAUCAACACAGACAGAGAAGAUAAUAUUUCGCAGCUUAGCAGAGUGAGCUUGAAAGGCAGCACCAGCACACUUUCCGCAUUCGAAUCAGCAGACGCUUUUUCUGAGCCUGGAAGUGCCACGGAUCGUGCGUCCGAAGAUGAUCCUAGCACCCACCCAUUGUUUCUCCAUCUGAUGUGCUCCUUGCGGGACAGAAAUCUAGCCGGAAGCGAAAUGGGUCUUUUGCCUGUUAACACGUUGCCUACUUGUCUUUCUGAAAUCAUCAGAAUGCUAGAAGAGGGAGGAAACCACAUAGAUCCUUUCAGCUCGACCUUAAAAGUGACGCUUGAUCUUAUAUGUCUGACCCUUCCACCUGAAAGUGAAUCUGGUAAAUGCUGGAAGGUGAUAGACGAGACUGCAUCCACGCGUGCCGAAUCCGAGGCUGAUGACGAGUUCCUUGUCGAUGAGCAUGGCAGCAUUGCAGAAGACGAAAUGAAGCAAGGCGUGUUUGAACUCGGCGAUGAGAAGGGAGUCUUGACUUCAGCAGUAAGAGAAAAAGCAAGUACUUUGAUUGAUCACACAUUGAUGGAUCCUUUAAAGACGUUGCCCAAAGCCCAGUUGAACGCUUUCAAAAUAAUCGUGAAGAAAAUCGAGUGGCUUUUGAAGGAUGAGAUAGCGUCUGCUUUAAUUAACACAUCGCCUGUGAUCGAAGCCACUUUGGACAACGUGGCGGACCACGUGAAGAAUUCGAGUACUGACAACUGCCAGUUCCGCCGCAUUUCAUUGAGAUUCGUAUGUGGUUUAGACAAAAGUCUUCAGUUGUUCAUGAGUGAAUUGAGCAGGGCAAAAAUAAAUAACUAUCGUUUUUUGAAUAAAGGAAAGUAUUUCUAUCUUGCUGCGGAUAACCUGAGUGAAAAACAAGUUAGAAAGGCUGACCCUAACGAAAGAACUGAUCUUGAUUUAAAAGAACUGCAGACGUCUAAGUGUAUUUCGCCACAAUUAUGUCUGAGCAGUGAAGAAAAUAGUCAAUAUGACGUGAAUGACGUCACGAGGACCCUUGAUUCCAACGAAGCAGAGAACGGGUUUGAAGAAAAGAGCGAAUCUCUUGACCAUGUGGCAAAUCACGGGGAAGAUUGCACGAAUGAAGAUAUUGAAUUGCUUGCUGAUACAGAAACUGUUUCUAAAUGCGGUCAGCUUAUUAGUGUAAGCUUUAGAGGCAAAAAGGACGAACUUGCUCUUUGCAAAGAAAUUGUUUUGGAAAUUGUAGAUUCUGUGGUAAAAGGUCUUGAUCGGGAGACGAAGACAAUUGAAGACACGCUAAGAUCGCGCAGUGGAAGUUUGCCACUUCCCGGUAGAGAAAAUACGGAAAUUAUAAGAAGGAGAUAUAGUGAUACCAAAAUAUCCUACGAGAAGGACAACGAACUAACCCUAAAUUUGCAAGAUACCUCCACAGACCUUUCUGCUUUUCAUAAAGAUUAUUCUUUCCAGAAAACUGGUCCGGAUUUUUGGCUGUUUGCGAGUGUUCAUGGAAGUGAGGUUAUUGUUUAUCACCAUAAAAGGCGGGAAGCUGUUGACUCAGGUGAUGUUCAAAGUGAAAAAUGCUAUAUCGAUCUCCUUGGAAUGAUUGACCAAAUUGGUCGACUCGUUAACCAGCAAAUGCUUCUGGACGAUCUACACGAGACGUUUACAUGUCAUAACUUGCUUGUUGCCGAAGAAGACGAACACAUCUGGUCAAGAAGAGAAACCAGUCCAGCUAAGCAGCUGUUUGUGACUGCCACGUCAGAGAUUGGUAUGUCGUUUGAGUUUUCCAAAGUCGUGCACGGAGAAUUUGAAUUUCAUCCUGGAUAUUUCGAAUGCGACAAAGUUUGGGAGACAUAUUUACCAGUUCAUUAUCGAUUGAAGUCAAGCCCUGGGCAGCCUAAGGGAACGUCGAAAGCUAUACAAGCAGUGCGAUCCGUCUUGGAAAGAUUCGCUGUUUUGAACCGGUCGAAUUUGUUUGUGUAUCGGGAAAGCACUAACAAUGUCUUCUAUUUCCGAAUCCACGAGACGCUGUUAGAGAGCGAACCUCUUUCACAGCUGGCAAACCCCACGAGAAACGCUGAUGUCGACGAUCCAAUAAAGGAGGACAAUCUCUCUUACAACUCUGCUGCCUCGUCAAGUUGGUCUCUUGCCGGUAAAAUGCAGUUAGAGGAAAAGCAGGAAGCUCAAGAGGAUCUUGAGUUAAAAGAGGCAGAUAUAAAGACGCAGAGAACGAAUUCUGUCGUGGCGGAUUCAGUCUCAGAACUGUCCUUUGCUUCGAUCAUGACAGUGCAAAAGAUUCAGUUUUGCGUUCAUGGAAUAAACGAGCCUGGGAGUGAGAUCAAAGAUGAACUGGUCAGAGUUCUAAGAAAUAAACUCGAUGAUGCUGUUUUCGAACAGCUCAAUCUUCUGAUAGCUAGGAAUCCGAAGUGUAGACUGGCACCCGCUGAUGUGCAGUUUAUCCAGCCUCCUGGGCAUGCACCAGACGUUAUACACAUCGCGCUGCCAAAGAUGACCUUCCAGUACACACAUUCGUUCGUCUACUUCCUGCGGCAAUACCUGCUACAAAGGUUCCACACUCCGAGAUUCACUGAGACGAACCCUGAAUUUCACUUUAAAAAUUACGGUGACAGAAAUUCUUGCUUGGGAUUUGCAGAAUCACUUCCAAUCAAUGAUGUGUACCUCUAUAACAGACGGGAAACAAAAGGACGUUGCAUCGGAUGCAUAUACCUAUCAGUAGUCGAUGCAGAUCUUAAUCCGCUCUCUGUGUAUCCCACGUUUCACAAAGCAAGGGUUGAUGUAUUUGAGCCUGAGUUUUACUCGCAUUCUCUCGAAGACUUUAUCAAGAUUAAAGCUGCUUCCGCCAGAGGUCCAGAGGAUGAACUGUUGCUAGAAUUCAAAGUUUGGCAUAGAGGCAGUAUCAACGUUGAUGAACUUAUGGGCCUAAUUGUUUCUGAUGUCCAGAAAGCCCUCUGUGAUAUUUUUUUCGAGUAUUUCAUUUUAUUUACCCCUGUCUCAGAAAUACCGAUGCACUUGCAAUCUUUUUACUUCCCGAAAUCACCAUCCAUACACAGUCAAGCGACGACACCUACUUUUGUGAAAAGUGAUUCGAGGUCGGCAACCCCAGUUUCCAGCACCCCUUUUUCCAGAACGUCGGGGAAAAAGUUUCUCUCCGAGACUUCUACUCCUUCUGAUUUCCGAGCACGCUCACCUGCCGUUUUGCGAAACAAAUCACUACAAGAUAUUUCAGUAAAAGAGCCAUUAGUCAAAAAAGCUUCUAAAGAGUCGCUUCGGGACUCUGCCAAGAAAAGUCAAAUAGAGGGAGUUGACAACAUCGAGAAGACGUAUGAGACUCUCGAGGAAUUCUUCCCAUUAAACCCAUCCGGCAAUCGUUCGAGAGAAUCACCAACUAGCAUAAAAUCUGACAACGAGGACACAGGAACUAGAAAGCUUUUGAAUGCAAGCAACCAAGGGCAGGCUUCUGUUUCUGUACAGGAAGUCGAGAAAUUGCUUCCAAAAAUUUCUGGGUCUGACAAUCCUAUUGGCUCACCAUAUGACACAUUAACGGACAGAGAGGUCGAGGAGUCAUUCAAUGCCACACAAAGCGACGUAGAUGAAGCUGUGAAGGAGGGAGACAGAAGGGAGCUAACAUGGAAAGAAAUAGAGAGGAGAAAGCGGCUUGACAACGAGGCUAGGAAAGCCAGGCGGCAUUUUGAGAGAGGGGAAACUGGAUAUUUACACCCUUGCUAUCUGAGAGGUAUCGACUUGGUCCUAGAAGAAAUGUUUAACCAAGGUGCAGCGUCCAUUCAUAAGCACACUGGAUCAGUGAACUUCAACAUCACUCCAGAAUUGAUCCUCAAGGAAAUGUUAAAGAUUCUAGUUGACAUUGCCUCUGAUAUCAAGCCAAAAGUCUUUAAGCAGUCAUAUUCGCCGUCAGUGAUUGAACAUAAAGUGAAACGGGAUGUUGUUUUCAUCCCACAUUCAUUUGAAAGGAGUGCCGUCAAGAGUGAUGACUUUGGAGAAUCCUCAACGGAUGCUACCUGUUCAGUUCGCCCAGCCUCAAUCGUUCCUGGCACAAAAACCUCUUUCAUUGCCAUAGGCCGAAACGUGAAGCAGUGGAGGAAGUGCGUUAGUCUCAACGAAGCUGUUUCUGACGAAGAGGAAAAAGGAAUUUCCAACACAAGUUUCAGCAAGCAGCAGUUUAAGCCGUUUGUGUCGGAUGGCACAGCCAGAUACUCUGGUGGCCGAUUCAUGGACAAUCUCGCGCCUUCUUGCAUGAAGCCAGGUUUUGUGCCGAGACAGAAAUUCUACAUAGUCAAGUUUGUUAAUAGAAAGGUUGUCAUUUUCACGUACAACUUUCCUGUGGAAGUGAAUUCGCUGCUUGACAAGCAGUUAAAUCGACUGUACGCUUGGCAUAAUGCCAGGUAUCAUUUGGCAUCGUGCUUGGCAAUGCAGAAGCUAGGGCUUUUUCAUCAUUUGCAAUUUUCUCAGGAGGGUCAAGAUGAGGAAACUGCAUCGUUUUGUUCAUCGACAUACCAUGUUCACAUCACCAGUUUGCUGAAAGAAACGGUUCCGGUAUCGAGAGAGAAGAGUAAAGGUAUCUCGACUGACCAAGAGAAGUCAUUGGGCUGGAAACUGCCAUCUCUAGAUGACACAUUUCGAGACACGGCUCCGUGUAAACCCCUGCAUAAAGAGAACUUCAGACUGUCAGCUGAUCCAGUGAAGAGAAUAGGCCAUCAAUACCAGGAAGUGACAAAGAUGAAAAUAAAUGUGGAAAGCCAACAGGCCAAGCUACGGGAAAGCCUAGAGAUGUGGCUCAGCUGUGGACCACACCUUCCGAUUUACGAAAACAGACUUAGUUUGCUGAAAAGACACAGUCACUUUAUUCAUUUUUGCCAAACACCUCUGCUUUUUAUCAAAGGUAGUAAAUCGUCUGGCAAUCGGCCCCGUCCAAGUGGCAACAUGGAAACAACGAAGCAAAAAGAGGAAGCCACGCACGAGUCUAAAGUUGCUGUUGCUGUUAAAGACUUGAAUACUCGAGAGCAAGGUCAUGACUGGUAUGGUGAGCUCAAAUGGUCUGUCAUGCAGAAAUACAUUCAUUAUCUGCAGACACUCGGAUUUUGCCUUAUCCAGCUUCAGUCAAGCAAUAAAAGCCAAAAUUUGCGGAUUGCUAAGGGAAGCUUUAAACGCGUACCACCAAAGGCAGGAGUUGAGAAUUCAACAAGAACCCGCCCAAAUGUGAAUUACUUGCAGAAGAGUUCAAACGCAGGAAUUCUGAUAUUAGAGCUCUCAUGCAGAAAUGACAAUCUAUCUUUGAAGAUAUUUUCAUUUGAAGCAUCAAGAGUUAAGUCCUUGGAACGAUUUGUGACAAUGCCGGAGAGAUGGCUUUUUCAGGAGGACUGCAGCAAGUAUAAAGAACUCAUGCAUAUUCACUCCUUUGCUUAUGACUUUCAACUCAGACAAGCUCAACAGUUCUUGUCUGGACGGAACACGAUAUUUUACCCUGGUUAUCCUGUGCAGAAAUUAUUUGAAAGAAUGAUAGAAAUCUUUCCUACGCCGCCCCCGUUCUCCUGCUGCUACCUUGCACAAGGGACAGUCAGCAUCCCGUGUUCGGCUGGUGUGGAAACGAAGGAAGUUUUCAGUUAUCUGUCUAUAAACGCAGAGAGAUACAAAAUGGACCCUGCAAAGAUCACGCGCAUCGAUGAUUCAGCGAAUAAAGAGGAAGCAAGCACCGAUCAAACCAUUCUAAGCUACAUGUACUACACUAGCAAAUCGAAAGACAAGGGCGAGUUCCAAAAGCUGACUUCAGGUUUUCGUAGAGAUUCGGCCGAUUUUGACGGAAACGUCAUCAUCACUUUGAGUCCAUCUCAAGACAAAGAAGUUUUGAAUUUGAAAUUUUUUCUUGUUUUAACAAACAGGCGAGAGUUGUAUCCAAGACGCUCUUUGCGAAGCCAGCUGAGUAGCCUCAGGAGCAGACGAAAAAGGACGUUUUCUGGCUCUGAAAGAUCUCUUGCCCAGAAUUCUGAUGAUACUCAAGCCUCUGGCCCAAAACUUCGCGUCCGAUUCAGCACAAGAACGAGCAGUCAUUCAUUCACCGAAUACGAGGAACCGAGUCAAAGCGGUCCCGUGAAAGUACCGACCUGGCCAGGGUCUCUCAAUGAAGGUGACUCGAAUUCGCCCAAUGCGAUUUCCAGUCCGAGCUCAGACACGGCGCUUCUUACAGCGAAGCACCAGCAUGAAUUCCCAAAUGCAUUCCAGCAACAGAUGCCCCGGUCAACUUCUUGUGAGCCAUUCAUUCCAAGAUCAAAUUCAAAUGACGCCAUUUCUGCUGCAGCUCCAGUUCAAAUAAAUAUCAGAAAGUCUUCAAGCUCUGGUCAGCUAGCAGAAAGCAACGAACAAGCAGAAAGCAAUUUUUUGAUAAACGAAGUUGCCUUCGUGAGCGGGCGUCUUUCCAAAGUAGCAUGUACCUGCCUAAGUAAUUGCUGGAGAGACUUCAUGUGGUAUCAGUUGCUGCUGAUGGAUUGCUUUGACGAUGAAACGUCAGCAAAGAAGCACAAGAAAAAGAUGGAAACACGGAAAGAGAGCGACACUGCGAUCAGCCAAUGGAAAUUGUCUGCAGUCUUGCAACAGAUAAGAAAAGACAUCGUUCCGAAUAUAUCAGUAUCUGAGAUAAAGCUGUUGCUCGGGCUAGUCAAAUUGUACUCUUUGUCGUCCAUCGACAAGCGAGUGGAUACAAUAUUAACGCUGCUUGGGAACUCAAAACCGCAUAAACAUGGCCUAGCAAGAACUCUGAGUGGUAAAUUUGGCACAGCUUACCGAGAAUUUUUGUCUGAAGACUCGAGGGUUCGUUACAUUUGUCUACUCAAUCCAAAGGACCUAGAUAUGUUUGUUUUGGUGACAACUGGUACAGAUGACAUCAUCCAGAAUAUUCAAGCUGUCUACCGGGAGGAGCCACGAUUUCCACCGUCAAAUGCAUCGAUUAUUGGUGAGCUGAAGGACACCGAACGCUUCGCAGUUGAGCAUAUCGAGAGUGUAACGUCGUGUUUGUGUUUUUGCAUUUGGAAUCAGCUGCUUCCAAAUCAAUAAUGACGCCUACCAAAUCCUUACAACGCCACCCCCACCCACCCCCCCCCCCCCCCGCCAAAAUUGCCCUAAACAAGACAUUUUUGUCGGCAAACAUCGGUUUGUCAGCUGAUUAAAAUCGGGCGUAUAUAAGGGUUAUUACUAUAUAAGGGUUAUUACUAUAUAAGGGUUAUUUUCGGAAAAUGCCGUUUAUCAUCAAAGCUUGGAGGUUAACCAGGAGUGUUAUUUUUAUAAAAUAUUUCAGUUUAGGUUUAAAAAACUUGCAAAACUUUUUAAACAUUCCAAACGUUGAAAUCUCGAAGUAAUUUCGACCGAUAAAGAUAGUAAUUAGGCAACGUUAAUAGUAAUUCAGUUUUCUAAUUUUUGAAUGCCAAAAUUCGCGAAUAUACACUUACUCGAAGCUUUUACUGAGAUCUGGGACCUUUCUCUGGCCUUAUUUGUAGACUCUUUUCAGAAUUUCAAGAAUCAAUUUUGUCAGCGUACAGUAUUCAGAUUAUCAAAAUCUUUAUAGGAUUCUAAUUAAGGACAGGCCACUAUUUCUAUCAAGGUUUCGCAUUACCCACUUGCAUUGCAAGUAUGAGGGAGUAAUACAUGUUUUUGACCCUCCCAUCUCUUGCAAAGCGCCAGCUUAUAGAUUCAGUAACACGAAGGCAUCACAAAUAGCAUUGCUCAUCCCCGAUAGCAUUAUAUUUAUACAAGCAAGAAAUAGAAUUAUCAGGUACUUUGAAAGACAUUGCAGCGUCUAAGAAUUGUGAAUAGCAAAUUUAUUCUUGCUUAUCAAAUACAAUUUAUUUAGAAUAUAAAUUGCGAAGAAAAUUUCUCUGCC
Molecule: messenger RNA, 12476 nt
Organism: Rhopilema esculentum
Lineage: Eukaryota; Metazoa; Cnidaria; Scyphozoa; Rhizostomeae; Rhizostomatidae
Product: KICSTOR complex protein SZT2
Cellular component (GO): peroxisome
Source: RefSeq, a predicted model, not a curated record